Messenger RNA from Amoebophrya sp. A25, 848 nucleotides. Lineage: Eukaryota; Dinophyceae; Syndiniales; Amoebophryaceae. The record is from the annotation of a GenBank genome assembly.
AUGAUGAUCGAGUUAGCGCCAAUGGUAGGGAACGCAGAGAUUCAAGCGAGUCUUGACCCUCAUGCUACAGGGAUCUGCCCUGCAUGUAGCUGGAAAGCAAUAGGCGAUGAUUGCUGUUGGGAGAUAGGCGCCACCAGGUCAAGAGCUGAGGCGCUAAAGCUCCACAUCCUACAGCAGCACACCACGCCAGGGCAUCAGCCCACGCAAUUAGCAAGAAGGCUUAUGGAGGAAGCGAAAAAGGACAGUAGCGACGAGUACAAGGUCUUAAAAAAAGAGCAGCAGAGGAGGAACGUGGAGGGCUGUGAUUUCUGGCGUCUCCGGUCAGUAGGGCCGAAGAGAAAGGGCAAGAAGAAAUAUGCGGAGCGAUACUGGUGUAGGAUUUGCAAAGUCUCCUACUCUACAUCUUACGGAGCGAUGGUGCAACAUGACCAGGAACACAAGAAGCAGGAUCCGGCCAAGGUCUACAGAGUGGUGGAAUUUGGUAGUAAGAAGCAAAGCAGCCCAGGCCCCAGCAUAAGUGGGAUCAAAUACCGCCCUGAACAGCACGCCAUACACCCGCGAACGGGAUCACAUUAUCCGGGACCAGGAGUUCGCCUUGACUCGUUUAGGAUACCAGAUGAGCUACGCUGGAAAUGGAAAGCGAAGGACUAUCUGCGAUGUCUAAACUGCAAGAAGUGGAAGAUUGAGUUUCAAGAUGCGGAGAUGUCAAUGCAGGCUAGAGCAAAAAGGAUUGACUUAUAUAGAAGCCACAAAGAAAAGUGCAUAAAAAAGGUUAGAAAGUAAAAAGCCAACUGCAACAAUUAAGUCCUGCGAACGACCUCUUGCUAGGUAAAUGAAUGAAUGAAUGA